UAGACCGGAAACAGCGAUGAGGUGAGCGGAAGUAAAAGUUGCAAGAUGGCGGCGCAAGUGGAGUUGUUGCGGCUGUGGAGUUUCCCGCCUGACGUCAGUCCAGGUGACCUCCUGCUGUGCGAGUCCCAGCUGACUUCACUUUUCCACGACGACCAGGACCCCCAGGACCCCCCGACACUCCUCUUCACCCCGCGGAGGCCCGCCGCGAGCAGCACGGCCGCCAUUGUGGUGUGCGUGCAGGCGCUGAGCGAGAAGGUGGCGGACCUCCGCGGGGGAGGACAAGUCCCGCACGGCCGACUCAGGCUCUUCGCCAGCGGCUUCUUCUUGCGGCUACACGGCCUCCGGGCGGCGGGCAGUGGCGGGACGGUGAGGCCCGUGGUGCCCGUCACCAUUGACCGUGUGGUGCUCGGAGCCCGCAGAGGACCUCGCCUGGACCGGGACAACGCGGUCAGGCUCACCGCUGACCUGCUGGAGCUGUGCCGGCCUGGACGCUGUCUGCUGGCCCGCCAAGGAGAGCCGCUGGUCGUGGAGGACUCUGGACAGGUGGAGCUGCUGGUGUUGGCCUGCAGUCCAGUCACACAAGGUCGCAUCACCGCCGACACCUCCGUGGUUCUGGUGGACUGUCGGGAUUGGUGGGACCCGCCCCUUUACAAGGCCCCGCCCCCCAGGAUUCUCCAGCUGUGCGCCUCAGGCUUUGCUCACGAUGCAGCGAGCCUGGGAGGGGGCGGGUCACUCCUGGACAACUCCGGGACCCGCGGCGUCCCUUUGGAGCAGGAGUGGCGGCUGGACGCCAGCGUGAGGGAUGGCGGGCGAUGGCUGCAGGCGUACAAAGGUCGCCCUGGCGACUUGGACGCCGGCUUGUUUGUCAGCAGACGUGUGCUGAUCAAGUUAGGACUGUUUGAUGGAGAGUGGGUCAGGCUGUGCUUAGCGGGCCGACCCGACAGGUGGCGUGCGGCGGUCGUGACGACACUGGACGCCAGAGACACGCCAGGUGACCAUCAGGACGCCAGACACACGGCAGGUGACCAUCAGGACGUCAGAGACACGGCAGGUGACCAUCAGGACGCCAGAGACACGGCAGGUGACCAUCAGGACGCCAGAGACACGGCAGGUGACCAUCAGGACGCCAGAGAUACGUCAGGUGACCAUCAGGACGCCAGAGACACGUCAGGUGACCAUCAGGACGCCAGAGACACGUCAGGUGACCAUCAGGACGCUGUCAUCUCGGAAACCUUUUGGUUUAAUCUGACUGCAGGAGAAGAGCAGACUGUGAGCUGCUGCAGCCUCACAUUGAAGAGGUGGCGGCGACCACAAGAUGGCGGCGGUCCUUCCAAUUCUCCCUGUCGCUCGGCCCGGCCGCCAUUUGCCAGCGAGCUACACGUCCGGCCGGUGGCGUCGCCGCUCUCUGGGCCGCCGUGUUGCUAUGACGACCUGCUGGCGGAACACUUUAGCAUCAGCAGACUGGUCUCGCUCGGAGAUGUCCUGGUUGUUCCGUGUCCGGACCGGCUGGACCCUAGCUCGCUCAGGUGCCCUGCGGUGUUCUUCAAGGUGCAGAAGGUGUGUCCUACUGAGAGAGAGCAAAUGGGAGGAGCUUACCUGGCUGACCGAGCGCACACCUCCCUUUUCAUGGGCCCACCGCUCAACAGCAUGGUGCCGUGGAGCGCUCCUUGUCCUGCGGGCUUGGACCAGACGCUGGACGCCAUCACCCGCGUGCUCCUGCCCCACCGCCACAGUGCUCUGCCGGCCUGCACGCUCCUUCUGCACGGCCCGGCAGGAAGUGGUAAAGUGAGGGCGGUCAGCGCGGCGACCUCCAGGCUCCACCUCCACCUGCUUAAGGUGGACUGUGUGAGUGUGUGCAGCGACACCCCCGCUGCCCUGGAGGUCAAACUGAUGUCGCUCUUCCAGCGGGCAGAAGGCGUGCGGCCCUGCGUCCUCCUGCUCAGGAACCUGCACCUCCUCCUGCCGCCUGGAAGGGGCGCCCUCCAGGACGGCCGGGUGCAGGCGGCACUGCUCCGCAUGCUGAAGAGCACCGCCCACGGAGUGUCAGUGGUGGCCACAGUGGUGAGACAGGAGGAGUUGUCUGCAGGCGUCAUGGCGGCCUUUGUCCAGCAGGUGGCCAUGGAGACCCCCAGUGAGGCGCAGCGUGUGUCCAUGCUUAGCUCACUAAGCCAGGACCUGGGUCUGGCCAGGGAUGUCAGCCUGGAGAGAGUGGCCCAAGUCACCGCUGGCUGGACUCUUGGGGACUUGAGCGCCCUGCUGGCGGAGGCGGGCAGAGCGGCCUGCAGGCGACUUGUCCUCGCCUGUCCAGGGCGGCGGGAAGAGGACUUGUGCUUCAGUGGCGUGACCAUCCAAAAGCAGGACGUCCUCUCGGCCCUGCGCACCUUGCAGGAUGUGCGCUCUGACGCCGUGGGCGCCCCCAAGAUUCCUGAAGUGCGCUGGGAAGACGUGGGCGGCCUCCAGCAGGUCAAGAAGGACAUCUUGGACACCGUCCAACUUCCUCUACUACGUCCGGAGCUCUCCUCCCUCAACCUCAACCGGACCGGAAUUCUCCUCUACGGUCCGCCGGGCACCGGAAAAACUCUACUGGCCAAGGCUGUGGCCACCGAGUGCGCCAUGACCUUCCUCAGUGUGAAAGGUCCGGAACUUCUCAACGCGUAUGUGGGCCAGAGCGAGGAGAACAUCAGGACAGUGUUCCACAGAGCGCGCUCGGCGGCGCCCUGCGUGGUCUUCUUUGACGAGCUGGACUCUCUGGCCCCCAGCAGGGGGCGCCAAGGGGACAGUGGCGGGGUGAUGGACAGGGUGGUUUCUCAGCUGCUGGCGGAGAUGGACGCUCUGCCCUGGUCCGCACGGGUCUUUGUGAUCGGCGCCACCAACCGACCCGACCUGCUGGACCCCUCGCUGCUGCGGCCCGGGAGGUUGGACAAGCUGGUCUACGUGGGGAUGAACCAGGACCGCAGUUCUCAGCUCCAGGUUCUCCAGGCCAUCCUCAGAAACUUCCACUUGGACCCGGCUGUGGACCUGCUGCAGGUGCUGGACCGCUGCCCCGCCCUCAUGAGCGGCGCAGACCUCUACGCUCUGUGUUCGGACGCCAUGACGGCCGCCAUCAAGAGCAGGAUCUCCCUAGUCCGGCAGGGUCUCCAGUCCCAGGACUCGCCCCUCCGCCUCUCCAUGGACCACUUUGCAGCCGCACUGGACGCCUUCUGUGCCUCGGUUUCCCAGCAGGAAUUGCUGAGGUACACAAACCUUCAACGUGUGCUGACCUCAGGCGCCACGCAUCAUGGCACCUGACCGUGUGUGUAUGUAUGUAUGUGUGUGUGUGUGUGUAUAUAUAUAUAUAUAUAUAUAUAUAUAUAUAUAUUAGAAUAAUAUUAUAUAUCUAUGUAUUCAUAUAAAGUACAAACCCCGUUUCCAUAUGAGUUGGGAAAUUGUGUU
Nerophis ophidion (straightnose pipefish) is the source of this 3432-nucleotide messenger RNA. It is a transcript of the gene pex6, whose product is annotated as peroxisomal biogenesis factor 6. The transcript has 18 exons. Gene Ontology annotation, molecular function: ATP hydrolysis activity; ATP binding. The record is from RefSeq and is a predicted model, not a curated record. The coding region runs from base 46 to 3288 and encodes 1080 amino acids. Gene Ontology annotation, biological process: protein import into peroxisome matrix. Lineage: Eukaryota; Metazoa; Chordata; Actinopteri; Syngnathiformes; Syngnathidae. Gene Ontology annotation, cellular component: peroxisomal membrane; cytosol.